This is a messenger RNA of Dipodomys spectabilis (banner-tailed kangaroo rat), 2123 nucleotides long. It is a transcript of the gene Irx2, whose product is annotated as iroquois homeobox 2. The transcript has 5 exons. Gene Ontology annotation, molecular function: DNA-binding transcription factor activity, RNA polymerase II-specific; RNA polymerase II cis-regulatory region sequence-specific DNA binding. The coding region runs from base 39 to 1442 and encodes 467 amino acids. Lineage: Eukaryota; Metazoa; Chordata; Mammalia; Rodentia; Heteromyidae. Gene Ontology annotation, biological process: regulation of transcription by RNA polymerase II; cell development; neuron differentiation. The record is from RefSeq and is a predicted model, not a curated record. Gene Ontology annotation, cellular component: nucleus.
UGCUCGGCGUGACGCGGGCCGCGCGCCCCGCGCCCACCAUGUCCUACCCGCAGGGCUACCUGUACCAGGCGCCCGGCUCGCUGGCGCUCUACUCGUGCCCCGCGUACGGCGCCUCUGCGCUGGCGGCGCCCCGCAGCGAGGAGCUGGCGCGCUCGGCGUCGGGCUCGGCGUUCAGCCCCUACCCGGGCUCGGCGGCCUUCACGGCGCAGGCGGCCACCGGCUUUGGCAGCCCGCUGCAGUACUCGGCCGACGCCGCCGCCGCCGCCGCCGCCGGCUUCCCAUCUUACAUGAGUGCGCCCUACGACACGCACACGACCGGCGUGACCGGCGCCCUCGGCUACCACCCAUACGGCAGCGCGGCCUACCCGUACCAGCUCAACGACCCGGCCUACCGCAAGAACGCCACGCGCGACGCCACGGCCACGCUGAAGGCCUGGCUGCAGGAGCACCGCAAGAACCCCUACCCCACCAAGGGCGAGAAGAUCAUGCUGGCCAUCAUCACCAAGAUGACCCUCACGCAGGUCUCCACCUGGUUCGCCAACGCGCGCCGGCGCCUCAAGAAGGAGAACAAGAUGACUUGGGCCCCGAGGAACAAAAGCGAGGACGAGGACGAGGACGAGGGAGACGCCGCCCGGGGCAAGGGCAGCCCGGGCAAAGCGCAGGAGGGCGCGGAGACCUCGGCCGAGGACGAAGGCAUCAGCCUCCACGUGGACUCGCUCACGGACCACUCGUGCUCUGCCGCCGAGUCGGACGGGGAGAAGCUGUCGUGCCGCGCCGGGGACCCGUUGUGCGAGUCCGGCUCCGAGUGCAAGGACAAGUUCGACGACCUGGAGGACGACGAGGACGAUGACGAGGACUGCGAGCGGGACCUGGCGCCGCCCAAGCCCGCCACCGCCUCCCCGCUCACCGGCCUGGAGGCGCCGCUGCUGAGUCCCCGGCCCGAGGCCGCGCCCCGGGGCAAGGCGCCCCCGGGCAGCCGGACGUCGCCGGGCGCGCCGCCGCCCGCCAGCAAGCCCAAGCUGUGGUCGCUGGCGGAGAUCGCCACGUCGGACCUCAAGCAUCCCAGCGCCGGCCCCGGCUGCGGGCUGCCGGCCGCCGCCGCGCCGGCCCCGGCGGGGGCGGCCCCGGGGGGCUCGGCCUACCCCGCCUCGCCGCUGCUCGGGCGCCCCCUCUACUACACGCCGCCCUUCUACGGCAACUACACGAACUACGGGAACUUGAACGCCGCGCUGCAGGGCCCGGGGCUGCUGCGCUACAACGCGGCGGCCGCGGCGGCCGGCGACGCGGGCCACGCCGCGCCCAAGGCGGCCGGCGACGCGGGCAAGGCCGGGGCGCACGCGCUGGAGCCGCACUACCGGCCCCCGGGCGGCGGCUACGAGCCCAAGAAAGAGACCAGCGAGGGCUGUGCGGUGGUUGGCGCGGGCGUCCAGCCCUACCUAUAGAAUGACCCAGCUCAGCAGUGCAAGUAGGUGUCACAAUUGCUUUGGAAAAUCAAAGUCAGGAGGCCAUUCUGUCUUCCUAAGCUCAUAAAUGCAAAGAUAUAUAUAUAUAUAUAUAUAAAUAUAUUAUAUCGAUCUAUCUAUAUCUAUAUAUAUAUAAGGCAGAUCUCUAAAUCCGGACCACAUCUGUGCCACUGUAAAAGAGAAGGACCGGUUCGGCACUGUCAACCCUCAGACUCUGACGGACUGGACACAGUGCUGGUGACAGCCGUGAACCUGUUGGCGUAGUGUAGCUUCCCUGAUGUUUGUGUGACUUUUGGAAACAAUCUGUUUUCUCUCAGGAUAUCUUGAUCACUUCACAGCCACGGUCUAUAGUCUAUAGGUGUGAUAGGAUUUACUGUAAAAAAAUUAUUUGUAAAAGAUGUACACAGUAGAAAUAAAACGUGAUUGAAGAACUUGAGUACUUCAGGCGUGGAAACAAAUUUGAUAUUUAUUUUUAUAAUGAUAUAGAGCUUCUAGUAAUUUAUGCAAGUUCUAUUGCAAUGCGAUCUAAACUUUUUGUAAAUAAAUUCUGCCUGGUUUUUAUUUGACCAUUGCUGGUUAUACAAUCUUUGUUGGUUGUUUAACAUGAAUUCUUUACUAAUUUAUAUCUUAAAUUGUAAAUAAAAACAGACUAGAUUACAA